This is a messenger RNA of Erythranthe guttata (spotted monkey flower), 1526 nucleotides long. RefSeq names its product F-box/FBD/LRR-repeat protein At4g26340. The record is from RefSeq and is a predicted model, not a curated record. Gene Ontology annotation, molecular function: protein binding. Lineage: Eukaryota; Viridiplantae; Streptophyta; Magnoliopsida; Lamiales; Phrymaceae.
UGUUCCCCGUGUCACUACAGCAGAGUAUGCGCAUCUGAGCUGAAGAACACAGAAAUUCCCCUCUUUUUUUUUUGUCUUCCCAAUUUGUUAUGGAGGUAAAAGAACAGUGCAGCAGAAAUUACCCGGAGCAAAGUGAGCUCUCAAUUGAUCGACUCAGCGAUUUGCCGGACUCAGUCAUCUGCCACAUUCUCUCUUUCCUCCCGACCAAAUUCUCCGUACGAACCAGCAUCCUAAGUCAAAGAUGGCGGUUUCUCUGGUCUUACGUCCCCAAUUUAUAUUUCCACCUCGAGAAUCAAGGAAUCAUCAACAGGGUUAUGUUGCUGCGCAGAGCGCGAACCAUCAACGCAUUUCACCUCGACCGCGGCACCGAGUGGAGCGCCUAUCAAUUGCAGACAUGGAUUACUUUCGCCGUUAUGCGCGGUGUCCAAAGACUCAAUCUUUGUCUUCAAGACGAAGAAACUUUCCCCGAACACAAUUUACCCGUAUCCCUCUUCACCUGCAAAACCCUAGUUGAUUUGAGGCUGAGAAAUUGCGCCUUAAUCCCCGCAAGUGGCGCCGCCGUAUGUUUGCCUCGCCUCAAGAUUCUUCAUCUAGUGUACGUUGAAUUCGAGGCCGACGAGUCACUCCCACACCUGCUUUCCGGCUGCCCGGUGCUCGAGGAGUUUGAAAUGGCAUUGUUGUGUGAUAUGGUUUGUUGCGGUUUAUCUUCACCUACGAUAAAAAGGCUCACGCUCGAUUUUAUAGCUGAGGGCUUUGGCGGUAGACCUGAGAGGUUGGAGAUACAUACGCCCGCGCUCGAGUAUCUCAACUUAAAGGCUUAUUUCAACGAUCAUUUUAAAUGUGGUGCGCUAACCUCCUUAAUUGCAGCAGAAAUAAUACUUGUCAAUUACGCGGUUCUUGAUUUUCCACCGUUGCUAAAGUUUUUUGAUAGGCUUUGCAAUGUCAAGUCCCUAACGUUAGAUUUGUCAGACUGUUCAGAGAUUAUCGAUUCAGUACUCACUGCUUGGGCUACACGUUUCCGUAACUUGACUAACCUUAACUUGACUGGUGAUUGUCGUUUUCUCUCGAAGUUGCUUGAAAAUGCUGAUAAUCUUGAAAUGCUUACUUUUUCUCAGCAAUUUUGUGAAUUAGAAGAAGGUUGGACUGAAGAACCACAACAAGUGCCGAGAUGCCUAUUAUUACAUCUUAGAAUUAUAAAGCUUGAGGGGAUCGUAGGUAAAAGUCACGAGUUUGAAUAUAUAGGAUAUCUUUUGAGGAAUGCUAAAGUCUUGGAGAGGAUGGAAAUAUCGUAUAGCGUAUCCGUUGGUUCUGAGGAAAAGAUUGAUAUGCUCGAGAAGAUUUUACGUUUCAAACGAGGAUCAACUGCAUGUGAAGUUAAUUUUGUUGGCUCUAACUGUAAGUGGUGAAGUAAGUAACUUGAUGAUGCCUAUAUUUUGUUGCUGGAGAAUUGCGUUAUGUUUCAUUUUUGUUUGCAAUGAACCAGUAGUUCGAUUUCUUCAGUUCCAAAUGCAAUUGAAAUUUUGCCU